Mycosarcoma maydis (corn smut) is the source of this 747-nucleotide messenger RNA. RefSeq lists its product as uncharacterized. The record is from RefSeq and is a predicted model, not a curated record. The transcript has a single exon. The coding region runs from base 1 to 747 and encodes 248 amino acids. Lineage: Eukaryota; Fungi; Basidiomycota; Ustilaginomycetes; Ustilaginales.
AUGGAUGCCCAGUCAGCUGGAAAUCGGACGUCCAAAAUAUGCGUCGCCUUGUCGGCAGUCGAAGCCGAGCUAGUAGCCGCCUCCGAAGCAGCAAGAGAAAACAUGUUGUUUGCUCACCUACUUCGAGACUUGGGUUGUGGUGAGGUCAAACCACUCCUCCUCACCGAUAGUCUGGGCUGCUGUCAAGUAAGCAAGCAUCCCGCCAAGCACUGGAAACUCAAGCACAUCGACACCCGAUACUUGUUUGUUCGAAACGCCGUUCAAGACGGUGACGUUGCUAUCAAGCACAUUGGGACGGCAGACUACGCGGCCGAUAUUCUCACCAAAUCGUUCCAACCCAAACGCCUCCGCAAGGCUGUCAACAGACUAGGAUUGGUACGACCAUCGAGGGGGAGAGUUGAAGAUACAAUGGUCGACCAAGACCCUUUCGGAAUGGUCUCUGCAGGAUCAACAGAAAACUACGUACCAUCACGCGGAAUUUCGUCAGGAUCAAAAAUCAAUUCAGCAGGAUCAAAGAUCAACUACGUGCCACCGCACGGAGUUUUGUCGGGAUCAAAAAUCAAUUACGUGCCAUCACCCGUGGUUUCUGUACGAUCAAACGAAGGCAGAGAUGAGAUAGCCCUCGCCUGCUCUGCAAGAGUCUACCAUCGAAACGCACACAGGCCACGCCCCGCACAGAGCGAAGACGAGAGCGAAAGUGGAGAUAGAUGUCCCGAGUCGCAGGACGAGCAGUUCACAAAGACAUAA